Anisakis simplex (herring worm) is the source of this 312-nucleotide messenger RNA. Lineage: Eukaryota; Metazoa; Nematoda; Chromadorea; Rhabditida; Anisakidae. The record is from the annotation of a GenBank genome assembly.
AUACAUCAAACAAAGAAAGAUAUUAAAACCGACGGGGUGACGGAAGAUGAUCUUCUCGAGAUCAAACAGGACAUUCGCAGUUUGAGAUAUGAGCUUCGCGAUGAUCGGAGAAAAGAGAUCGUUCGUUCAUCAUCCCAUAUUGAUGCGGUUAAACGUGAUAUUAUGCGCACGAUGUCGUCGACUCAUUUCUCUGUACUGCCACGACUUGGUAAAACACCGGCAAACAGCGUUACAGAGGAUGUUAAAAAUGAGGAGCUUCCCAGCACUCAACAGAUUUUUGAGUAUGUAAAUGAACGUUUCAUUCACUUCUGA